GGUCUUCUUUUUCUUUCGCUCAUUCUCCUUCGCCGUUUGUCUGCGAUAAGGAGGAGGAGUAGAGGAGGAAGAAGAGGAGAAGGGGUGGAGGGAGGGGGGAGCUAAGAGACCCCGUCGCGUUUUGACCCUCGGAAACCUAUACACCACCACCACCACCAUCACUCCUCCUCCUCCUCCUCCUCUUUCUCUCCUCUGGAUUCAGAAAACACCAUCGCUCAUUCGCAGCCGUGAUAUUUUGCCAGUCUGUGUCCGUGCGCUGCGCGGACAGCGAGCGCGAGGAGCCAAAAAGGAAGUGGACGCUAUUCUUUCUCUGUCCUCCACACACACACACACACACACACACACAGCCAGCAUCCAGAGGCUGUGCGAGCCGGAGAGAGGGGCGCACCAAUCCAAGAAGGCGCCGCUGCUGCUGCCGUGCUCCUCCUCCUCCUCCUCCUGCUGGAUACACCGGACCGGAUAAGACCCGACCCGGCCCGGACAGGACUGGAGUGGAUACGGCACAUAUUUCCGUCUCGGUGGGACAUUUCAGAGCGUUUACCAGAGCAUGGAGAUGAUGAGUGCGAGGACAGAGGAGAGACUGUAGCCCAGCUCAGCAUCAUCAUCUCCGGGUUAGGACUGGCUGUCGAGCCGCAUGGAGAAGAGGUAUGAAGAGCUGGUGCACUACUCUGGGUCAGAGGCCAUGUCGGUGGGGGGGUACGGAGACGACGUCAGGCCGCUUCCUCACCCACAGUACGGACCCACCAUCCCAGACUCACUCAAACACCACAAAGACCAGAUCUAUGGACACCCACUGUUUCCACUGCUGGCCUUAGUGUUUGAGAAGUGCGAGCUGGCCACCUGCUCCCCUCGAGACCCCACCUCCCUCUCUGCCACCUCCCACCUCCCAGGCAUGACCAACCACAGUGACGUUUGCUCCUCUGACUCCUUCAACGAUGACAUCGCUGCUUUUGCUAAGCAGAUCCGUUCAGAAAAACCCAUAUUCUCCUCCAACCCAGAGCUGGACAACUUGAUGAUCCAGGCCAUACAGGUCCUUCGUUUUCAUCUGCUGGAGUUGGAGAAGGUCCAUGACCUGUGUGAUAACUUCUGCCAUCGCUACAUCACCUGUCUGAAGGGCAAAAUGCCCACAGACCUGGUGCUCGAUGAGCGGGAAGGCGGCUCCAAGUCUGACAUGGAGGACUUCACUGGAUCCUGCACCAGUCUGUCAGACCAGAACAUGUCAUGGCUCAGGGAGCCUGAUGACUGUGCAUCUACUGCUCUUGGAACACCAGGCACCUGUGGCCUGCCCUCACAUAGCACAGCAGACAACUGUAGUGACACUGGUGAUGGGCUGGAUGGAGGAGUGGCCUCCCCCAGCACAGGAGAGGAUGAUGAUUCUGACAGAGACAGGAGGAACAGCAAGAAGAGAGGGAUCUUCCCAAAAGUGGCCACAAACAUCAUGAGAGCAUGGCUCUUCCAGCACCUGUCGCACCCAUACCCUUCUGAGGAGCAGAAGAAGCAGCUGUCACAGGACACGGGACUGACCAUCUUACAGGUCAACAACUGGUUCAUAAAUGCCAGGAGGAGAAUAGUCCAGCCAAUGAUUGACCAGACAAAUCGCUCAGGUCAGGGGGGCCCCUACAGUCCAGAGGGAGCGGCCCUUGGGGGCUACGGGCUCGAGGGACAGGCCCACCUCGGUCUGAGAACAGCAGGUCUGCAGGCCAUGUCUUCUCUGCAGGGUGACUACCCCAGUGCUCUCCUGUCCCAGCCCGGCUACCCUCCUCACCCAGGACCCUCCCUUCACCCUUACCCAGGCGCCCACCCUCACCCCGCCAUGCUGCUCCACCCACCACCACAUGCACACCCUGCUGAGCCGCUGCUCGCGCAGGCUCUGGACAUACAUGCACACUAGCUGUAGAGGUUGUGUGUGUGUGUGUGUGUGUGUGUGUUUGGCUGUGUAUGUA
Solea senegalensis (Senegalese sole) is the source of this 1943-nucleotide messenger RNA. RefSeq names its product myeloid ecotropic viral integration site 3 (gene meis3). The record is from RefSeq and is a predicted model, not a curated record. The coding region runs from base 635 to 1891 and encodes 418 amino acids. The transcript has 13 exons. NCBI's taxonomy places the organism in Eukaryota, Metazoa, Chordata, Actinopteri, Pleuronectiformes, Soleidae. Gene Ontology annotation, biological process: positive regulation of cell population proliferation; animal organ morphogenesis; embryonic pattern specification. Gene Ontology annotation, molecular function: RNA polymerase II cis-regulatory region sequence-specific DNA binding; DNA-binding transcription activator activity, RNA polymerase II-specific.